AUGGAAAAGAAAGAGAGAAAGAAGGUUCAGAUACUCAAGUUAGAAACUGAAAGCAACAAUCUUGAUGACAUCUCCUGCUUGUUUUUUCAAAAGGGAAUAAUGGGUUCAUUUCUUUUAAUCAGUAUCUUCAGUCUCCUCCUCAGAGUUGCAGUUUCUCUUCAUUCAUACUCAGGUGCAGGCAGUCCACCAAAAUUUGGUGACUUUGAAGCUCAACGUCAUUGGAUGGAGAUUACAACUAAUUUACCAAUCAAAGAUUGGUACUUUAACACUACUAACAAUGAUUUAAGUUAUUGGGGUCUUGAUUACCCUCCAUUAACUGCUUAUCAGAGUUACUUUCAUGGUCUUUUUUUGAAGUACUUCGAUCCAAAUUCAGUUUCACUGUUUACUUCUCGUGGUUAUGAGACAUGUUUUGGGAAGUUGUUAAUGAGGUGGACAGUUUUAUCAUCUGAUUUGUUGAUAUUUUUCCCUGCUGUUCUUUAUUUUGUUCUUGUGUAUUAUGGGGGUACCCGGUCUGGUUUAAAUAAGAGUGAUGUAGCAUGGCAUAUUGCUUAUAAUUGCAUCAGCUUGGGCCUUACUUUAGGUGCUGUGGCUGCUGUGCUUUCGCAGAAAGAUCUUUUAGCUUGUGUUCUGUUCUGUCUCUCUCUUAACCAUAAACAGGAAAUUGGCUCGAGGAGCUCUUUUGAGGGAGUUUUGAAGACAAGUGAUGUAUGUUCAGUGAUCCCUUAUGUUCUCUUAACUGAGAAUUUAAGGGCAGGCAACCUAUUGAGUCAAAUUAGGUUGGAUGAGGACUGUGAUAAUGUAUUUAGCAGGAAAUUUGCUGAAGGAGCUCGUUUGAGGGUGUUGUCAGAAAGUGAAAUUGACUUGAGGAGCUCUUUUGAGGAAGUAGUGAAUAUGAUGCAUUACCAAUGUCUUACCACAUUGAUAAAAGGCUGGAAGAAUAAUGAUCUAGCAAUGGUAACUACUUUAGCACAACAGAUGAGUGCAUACUAUGCACCAGCGUUUUUCAGCCAUCUGUUUGGUAGCUGCCUAAGGCGUAAGAAUCCCCUGCUUGAGGUUUUUAAAUUGGGCUUGGCAGUAGUAGGAACAUUUGCUAUUGUUUGGUGGCCAUAUCUUCAUUCAAGAGAUGCUAUUUUUGGGGUUCUUUCACGGCUUGCUCCUUUUGAGAGAGGGAUAUAUGAAGAUUAUGUGGCUAACUUUUGGUGCAGUACGUCGGUUUUAAUUAAGUGGAAGAGAUUAUUUACAACACAUUCUCUGAGGUUUCUCAGCUUAGUUGCUACUAUAUUGGCUUUUCUGCCUUCAAUGAUUCAACAAGUAUUGGCUCCCAGCAGCAAAGGUUUCCUUUAUGGGUUGCUGAAUAGUUCUUUUGCGUUCUACUUAUUUUCAUUCCAAGUCCAUUCUGCUGCCGCUUCUGCCCGCAACCUUGUUGACUAUGGAAUUGCCUGGUGUGUACUCUAUGUUAGUAAUGCUUUCUGCAUUGUUCUCUAUGUUUCCUCUUCUGUGUCGUGA
Molecule: messenger RNA, 1506 nt
Organism: Dovyalis caffra
Lineage: Eukaryota; Viridiplantae; Streptophyta; Magnoliopsida; Malpighiales; Salicaceae
Source: the annotation of a GenBank genome assembly